AGCUUAGGAUCUUUACGCAUAGAUGGCGCUAACUAUACGGUUUUGUAGUGAUGAAGCUAAUCAAUCAAAAAAUAGAUUCAGUUAAUUUAAACCAAAUCAAAUGUUAGGAUUCAUUUAAUCUGAACCAGUUCAAAAUAAGCAAGCUCAUCACAAGGUUUAAAUGUCAACGUAUGUCAUUGGGAAACUUACUUUCAAAUACUAAAAAUGCUUUUACAAACUCAGGAAUGGGGAAUGGAUAUAUCAGAUAUAUUGGGAUAUAUUUAAGAAAACCUAAAAAUAUGUUCUCGAGUGGGUGUCACGGCUGAACUCUCCACAUCAUCUGGUAGCAGUAUUUACAAAAAUAAAAGGAAGAACAGUUGAACAAAGUGACAAGCCAUAACCACUUUAUGGUCAAAUGAUUUCCAUAUCUGUAAAAAAAAGGAUUGCUGCAAGGUGCUGUUCCAACAUUGGACAUAGACAGUGCCGAUAGACAGAUGUACAUACCAGGUAAUGCUGAAGAAACGAUUGAAAGUGAAAUCGAGUUUUAAGCAGAGAAACUACAAAAAUGAUAACAUCAACUUGGUACCAGUUAGUGAUCAUAGUGGAUUCUCUAGCUCAACUAAACCAGCUGUUUUUGAUGAAGAAAUUAUUGCAUUCCUUAAUUUUUGGGUGUAGAUGAAGGAAAUGGGACUAAACAAGAAAGUUCUGAAAUAUUUUACUAUAUAAUAGGUUUUUAUUCAAUACUUGUUUUCAAAGACUGUGCGAUGUGGCCAGAUUUCAUUACUU
Molecule: messenger RNA, 765 nt
Organism: Acanthoscelides obtectus
Lineage: Eukaryota; Metazoa; Arthropoda; Insecta; Coleoptera; Chrysomelidae
Source: the annotation of a GenBank genome assembly